CGCGGGCGCGGUGCGGCGGCCCCGGGAGCACACACGGUUAACUCGGCCGGUCCCGGGAGCACCCAUGGUUUAUUCGGCCUGUCCCGGGAGCACACACGGUUAAUUCGGCCUGUCCCGGGAGCACACACGGUUAACUCGGCCGGUCCCGGGAGCACACAUGGUUAAGGCGGCCGCGGGCGCACAUCUGGCGGGGGAGGGCUGCGAGCCUCGUCCCGCGCCUGGCUGCCUCCUGCGCUUCCAAAAAGUGCAUUUCCGCCCGGGCCGAGCGAGGAGAAGGCUCCGGAGCGGGAGGCACCGAUCGGCCGCGGGCAGGCUCUGCUCCGGCCCGGGGGAUGCUCUAGGGCAGCAAAGGCAGUGCCGGGAGGGAGCAGCCCUGCCCCAGAGGUGCUGACACAGUAAAUUGCUGCUCUUGGGGAUUCAUGGGAGGCAGCUGAAGCCAGGCUGAGCAGGAGCAGCAGCACUCGGCCCAGGAUUUGGCUGGUCAUCCAGAGCCUGCUACUCUGCUCCACCCUCAGCUCUCCAGCUGUCCCUGGCACCUCACAGGGCACUGCCAAGGCAUGGAGGGGCUGUGGGUGCACGGUGUCCUGCUGCUCUGCCUGCUGCUGUCCUGCCCUGUGGGGAGCCAGACUGGACCCAGUCCCGACCAGCAGUGGUGGACAGAUGCUGAAGAGGCCCCAGCCCAGCACCAAGCUGCCAGGGCCACACGGGAGCAGAAGGCUGAUGGUGCCCAGGAGGGGCUGCCCCCACGGCCCCGCUGUGUCCGCUGCUGCCCCCCGCCCGACCAGUACCAGCCUCUGCCUCAGAUCAACAUGACCAUCCUGAAAGGGGAGAAGGGGGACCGUGGCGAGCGUGGCAUCCAGGGCAAGUUUGGCAAGACGGGGGUGGCCGGCAGCAGGGGCCAUGCAGGGCCCAAGGGACAGAAGGGCAGCAUGGGCGCCCCGGGGGAGCGCUGCAAGAGCCACUAUGCCGCCUUCUCGGUGGGCCGCAAGAAACCCCUGCACAGCAAUGACUACUACCAGACCCUCAUCUUCGACACGGAGUUUGUCAACCUCUACAGCCACUUCAACAUGUUCACGGGCAAGUUUUACUGCUAUGUCCCUGGGAUCUACUACUUCAGCCUCAAUGUGCACACCUGGAACCAGAAGGAGACCUACCUGCACAUCAUGCACAACGGGGCAGAGGUAGUGAUCCUCUACGCCCAGGUGAGUGACCGCAGCAUCAUGCAGAGCCAGAGCGUCAUGCUGGAGCUGCGGGAGCAGGACGAGGUCUGGGUGCGGCUCUACAAGGGCGAGCGUGAGAACGCCGUCUUCAGCGAUGAGUAUGACACUUACAUCACCUUCAGUGGCCACCUCAUCAAGUACAGUGGAGACCCCUGAACACCAGCCCCCCCAACUCCUUCUGCACCAGGCCGGGUGGCCAAGGAGCCCCUGUGCCCUCUCAUCCUGGGCAUGCCACCCCCCUUAUGCUGUUAGCCACCCACCCUUCUGCUACUACCCUCAGCACCUGCCUCAAUGUGUGAAUUCCCCCACUCCAGCUUCUUGAGACCGAUCAGAUGCACCUGGAGGAGCUGGAGCCAUUUCCAGCCUCUGCCACAUCUGUGACUGGGAAGCAGCUGCUCACCUGGGGUGGGCAGGGAGCUCCUUCCACACCCCUCCCACCUGCUCCAUAGCCGGGUUUGCUGGGCAGAGCCCACUGUGGCACUGGCUUGGCACCAGGGGAACAGCAUGACUGCUGGUGCUCUGGUGCAAGCCAGCGCAGACACGUGCACCGUGUUCCUCCUCCACGCACCAUGCUGUGUUCCCUACCUCGAAUGGGCAGAAGGUGCUCAGCACCAUCAGGAAAAGCAAUGAACCACUAAGGGCCCCCUUUCCUUCCGCAGAGCUGGGGACCAGUGGGGCGGGCGUUGCAGCACGGGGCUGAGUACCCUUGGUGGGAAUGGAUUGCAUCAGUUCCCUCUGCAGGUCCCGUCACUGCUCGCCACAGCCUCUGCUGGGGAGGGGCUGGCUCCCCACCGGCAGCCCUGACAGAACCUUUGGCCUCAGCCACUUCCUCUUCCGUUAGAUUAUCUGAUGGCCAGGCUUCUUGUUUGUGUAGAUGCCGCAGCGGUGUGGGGCAGCAUUCUGACCUCCCUGCACAGCUCAUGCUACAUUAAACACCCCACAUUUCCAGCCUUGCUCACA
Molecule: messenger RNA, 2180 nt
Organism: Pseudopipra pipra
Lineage: Eukaryota; Metazoa; Chordata; Aves; Passeriformes; Pipridae
Gene: C1QTNF1
Product: C1q and TNF related 1
Exons: 5
Coding region: 558-1376 (272 amino acids)
Molecular function (GO): protein binding
Source: RefSeq, a predicted model, not a curated record